Messenger RNA from Ziziphus jujuba (common jujube), 2446 nucleotides. Its product is annotated as serine/threonine-protein kinase PBS1. The record is from RefSeq and is a predicted model, not a curated record. The transcript is spliced from 5 exons. NCBI's taxonomy places the organism in Eukaryota, Viridiplantae, Streptophyta, Magnoliopsida, Rosales, Rhamnaceae. Gene Ontology annotation, biological process: protein phosphorylation. The coding region runs from base 724 to 2115 and encodes 463 amino acids. Gene Ontology annotation, molecular function: ATP binding; protein kinase activity.
ACGUAAAAAGAAAAACAAAACAAAAAAAAAUUUAUGCUACAUCUUAGUUAAAUUCUAAAAUACACCCGGGGUUAAAAAUAAAAAUUCGAACUUUUUGAGAAAAUCUAGAGAGAAAGAGAGAGAGAGAGUUGCCAUUUUUAUUUUUGGUCAAAGAGAAAGGUAGAGAGAGUAAAGAUAUUGAUGUUGUUUUGGUGAUGUUAUAAGGGGGGGUUUGUGGGCGUGUGUGAAUAUUAGUGUAAAAGAAGCCGAAGACAAAGCCGGCUCUCAUUUUUUUUCUUUUUUUCAUUUAUUUUUUUGCUUCAUUUAUUUUUUUGCUUCUCAGCUCUGUUUCACUGCCAAUUUAUCUUACGCAAGAGGGAAAGCAAAAAUUUUUAUUUUUCCCUCUUUUUAUUCUUUUGGGUUCUUUCUCAUUGUUAUCUAUAUUGGUGUUUGUGAACUUGGAUUCGUUUGCCUUGUCCUUUUGGCAUCGUCUUAUUCAAUCUGAUCGCUUUUUUUUUUCUUUUUUUUUUUUUUUUUGGUGAAUAAGAUAAAAGAGAAUAGAGUUGAGAUAUGCCCAGAAUAUUGGAUGUGCCUCUGAUGGGGCUGUUUUGAAAAUUUUGGAUUGGAAUAUGAGCAUUUGAUUGAGUUCUGGAUGCAAUCUGAGUUUGUUUGAUAUUUUUUUGACUAAAAAAAUAAAAAAAUAAAAAAAAGGAUCUUGAAGGGGUUUUCAUUUGAUUUGGGGAAAUGGGUUGCUUUCCGUGUUUCGAUUCGAGAGAGGAGGAGAAAUUGAAUCCCGAGAAACAAAGCGAUGAUCGAAAGCAGAGUCAACCAGCGGUCCCCUCCGGCCUAUCCAGCAUGCCUUCUGGAGCUGACAGAUUCAGAUCAAGAAGUAAUGCCAACGGUGGUUCUAAAAGGGAAUUGCCUGUUCCCAAGGAUGUUCCUACGGUCAAUAUUGCUGCGCAAACAUUCACUUUUCGCGAGCUUGCAGUGGCAACAAAGAAUUUCAGGCCUGAGUCUUUCAUAGGGGAAGGGGGAUUUGGGCGUGUAUAUAAGGGGCGCCUCGAGAGCACUGGUCAGGUGGUUGCUGUCAAACAAUUAGAUAGAAAUGGUCUUCAGGGCAACAGAGAAUUUCUUGUUGAGGUGCUCAUGCUUAGCCUUCUACAUCACCCAAAUCUAGUGAAUCUGAUUGGCUAUUGUGCGGAUGGGGAUCAGCGGCUUCUUGUUUAUGAAUUUAUGCCUAUGGGAUCAUUGGAAGAUCACCUUCAUGAUCUUCCACCUGAUAAGGAACCACUGGAUUGGAAUACAAGGAUGAAAAUAGCUGCCGGUGCAGCCAAAGGUUUGGAGUACCUGCAUGACAAAGCGAACCCUCCAGUUAUUUAUAGGGACUUCAAAUCAUCCAACAUAUUACUGGAUGAAGGAUUUCACCCAAAGCUUUCUGAUUUUGGGCUUGCUAAGCUUGGUCCCACUGGAGACAAGUCACAUGUGUCAACCAGGGUUAUGGGGACUUAUGGUUAUUGUGCUCCAGAGUAUGCGAUGACUGGACAAUUGACAGUGAAGUCUGACGUUUACAGUUUUGGAGUAGUCUUCUUAGAGCUAAUUACUGGACGUAAAGCCAUUGAUAGCAAUCGACCCCAUGGAGAGCAGAACCUUGUCACAUGGGCACGUCCAUUGUUCAAUGAUCGUAGGAAGUUUUCAAAAUUGGCAGAUCCACAGCUGCAGGGUAGGUAUCCAAUGAGAGGACUGUACCAGGCUCUAGCAGUGGCGUCAAUGUGCAUCCAAGAACAGGCUGCAACCCGUCCUCUCAUCGGUGAUGUGGUCACUGCACUCUCAUAUUUAGCUAACCAGGCAUACGAUCCUAAGACGUCUUCAGGGCAUGGAUACAGAGGUUCUGGAGAUAAGGAUGACAAAAGAAACAAAGAUGGAAGGAUAUCCAAGAAUGAGGAAGGUGGAGGAUCGGGGCGAAGAUGGGAUUUAGAAGGGUCUGAGAAAGAAGAUUCCCCUAGAGAAACUGCGAGGAUGUUGAAUAGGGAUUUAGAUAGAGAACGAGCUGUUGCUGAGGCCAAGAUGUGGGGAGAGAAUUGGAGGGAAAAACGACGACAGAGUGCACAAGGCAGUUUUGAUGGUGCCAAUAUGUAGUUCCAUAGGAUUAUGGCCAUGGCUAUAGAGCUGAGGCCUUUGUCUACACCCCCAUUUAAAAAAGGAGGGCCAAAUAUAUAUUCCCAAAAAAGAAAGGAAAAAAAAAAAAAGUCAAAGUUAAAUAUAUGGUACUUUUUUUUUUAUUUUUUUGUUUUAAAAUUUUUGUAUUUACCAUAUAAAGAAGUUUCUAAAAAUUUAGUCUCCAAUGGCAACCGAAAAAAAAAAAAAAAAAAGAGAAAAGAAAAUGGAGAUGUGCAAAAAAUGCAAAAUUGAGCAGUUAUUCUGAAAUUUAUAUAUGCAGCCUGGUUGAGUGCUGAUUUCCCUUUUUAAA